Messenger RNA from Colletotrichum karsti, 600 nucleotides. RefSeq lists its product as uncharacterized. The transcript is spliced from 2 exons. Gene Ontology annotation, cellular component: nucleus; TRAPP complex; cytoplasm. The coding region runs from base 1 to 600 and encodes 199 amino acids. Lineage: Eukaryota; Fungi; Ascomycota; Sordariomycetes; Glomerellales; Glomerellaceae. Gene Ontology annotation, biological process: endoplasmic reticulum to Golgi vesicle-mediated transport. The record is from RefSeq and is a predicted model, not a curated record.
AUGGCGACCGCGAUCCCCUCGAUAGCCUGCAUUGGCAUCAUCGGCCGCAACAACAACCCCCUCCACAUCUCAAUCUUCCCCUCACAUAACCCGUCCACGAACACGUUCGCGCCGAUCCGCACGCCCCUCCAGUUCUCCCUCCUCCUCUCCUCGACCCUCGACAUCUUCGAGCUGCGCCACAACAGCAACGGCGCCAACGCGGCCGGCGCGGGAGUCGGCAGCGGCUCCGGCCUCUCGGGCGAGGUCGGGCUCCUGCACGCCGUCGACGAGCGCCUCGCCGCGUACGGGUGGGAGACGAACACGGGCGUCAAGAUCGUCGUCGUCGUGGACAUGCGCGGGCGGCGGGUCGGCGGGGCGGGAGACGCCGCCGCGGCGUCUGCCAAGGGACGCGGGGCCGUCGGGCUGAGGGAGCAGGAGCUGCGGGUGGUCUUCAGGGCGGUGCAGAGCGCCUACGUGCGGCUGUUGCAGAACCCGUUCUACGAGCCCGAUGAGCACUCGCCGGUUUCCGGGCGCGGCGGCAGGGUUAUCAAGAGCAGGAAGUUCGAGGGGGAUGUGAGGAGGAUCGGGGGGGCUUGGACGCCUGGUGUCACGGCGCUGUGA